AUGGCGGUGCGGGAGACGCGAGACGACGACGCGCUGCCGGAUAAUCUCUUCGAUGCGGUCGGGCAGGCGGCGACGGCGACGGCGGACGCGAUGAAGCGGGGGACGGCUGGGAGCGUGGUCGAGCUCUUGGUCCCAGAGCUGUGGGAUCCGAUGAGCGGAAACGUGAUGAGCGAGGCGGGAGAUCAGUUGAAGGUGUGGGAGAUCUCGAGGGAGUUUCUGACGAGGUUAAAGGCGGAGAGUGGUCGGGAGGUGCGAGCGGUGUUUCCGGACGCGGGGGCGGCGGCGAUGCUGCGCGCGCGAUGGGGCGUCGACUGCGGGUUCGAUUUGGCGAGCGCGGACGAUAGGAAUCUGGUCGGGGAAGAUUUCGAUGGGAUUUUGGCGUUCGCGGCGCCGGAUCCUAUGUCUCUCGAAAAAGUUCAGCGCGCGACAGGACGAGCAAACGAGCUGGGGUGUCCGGUGGUGCUCCUGAACCCGAGGCUCGCGAGCGGAGACGCCGGUGUGGGGUUAAACGUCAGAAGGAUGCGAGAAAACUUUUUAGGAAAGAUGACCGUCACGUACUCGCUGCGACCAUUGCCUUGGUGCAAUGGAAGUAUAUUCAAAUCGUUCCCAGGGGCGUGGCAGCUAUUCCUGGAGGAUCCAGAGGAGCCGGGUAGGUUCAAACUCAUCGACGAGUUUGCUCAGCGACCGGCGGGAGAGGAACUCGACAACAUUGUCGACGCGGCUCUCCGUCCUGUGGGUGAAGACGGUGAAACAAAGGAAAAGACCGCGGCAGAAAAGUUAGUGGGAAUAAUGCGCGAAAUGCAACGCUUCGCGCGUUCGUUAUCCAACUGA
Ostreococcus tauri is the source of this 831-nucleotide messenger RNA. Its product is annotated as Domain of unknown function DUF1995. The record is from RefSeq and is a predicted model, not a curated record. The transcript has a single exon. The coding region runs from base 1 to 831 and encodes 276 amino acids. Lineage: Eukaryota; Viridiplantae; Chlorophyta; Mamiellophyceae; Mamiellales; Bathycoccaceae.